AUGCCCGACGAUGUGGAGCUCCGAGAAGGGACGUUCUAUAUUGAUCGAUCUGCUGCGUCCUCCGAGCUCUCCAUGCCCCCAGCCGUCUUGAAUGAACGAUAUGAUGGCCCUAAUACCAUGCCCAGUCUGACUCCAGGGCCCCAGAACUUCAUAGAGCUGCUGCCUCUUGGUCCUCCACCCCCAUCUGAUUCAAGCCAAGUUAUUUCCGAUACUUCAGGGGACUCAACAGGAUUCAAAAUCGGGAAAACCGUAACCCUCUCCCCAUUCACAGUGCCCGCGGAUCGAACAGUCAGGCGAAGUCUGAAAGGCAUUCAUCUUUUUAUGAUAACCAUCAACGCCACGCUCGGAACUGGACUCUACUGGCGCGGAGGUCAAAUCCUUGAGCUCGGCGGUCCCUUGGCCGUCCUUUUAUCCUUCCUCCUCGUCGGGAUUCUGUCGUGGGCCGUGAUGCAAUGCAUUACGGAGAUGCUUUGUAUUUGGCCUGUUCCGGGCGCACUCUCGGUGUACGUCAGUAAAUUUGUGGACGAGGAGCUAGGGAUCGCAGUGGGGAUUGCAUACUGGUUUACGUACUCAAUGUCAUGGUCUACGAUUAUUGCUACCUCCGCGGGUGAAUUUGCCUACUGGGAUUCGGUUAAAGACAACCAAAGUUUUCACGGGUUGGUGAUAUAUCUUGCCAUUCCUUUUGUUUUGGUCUGCAUAAAUGCAUUCAGCAUUGAGAUAUACGGGUUCUUGGAAGUCCUGACGGGCAGCUUGAAGAUCAUUUUCCUUGCGAUAAUUGUUGUCACUCUGAUCGCGAUCAGUGUUGGAGCUGGCCCAGUGAGCAGAAGUGCACAGGGAUCUAGCAAUUGGGCUAUGCCAACUGCCUACGACAAAGAGGCUGCAGAAAAUUGGCCCAUCGCGUUGCUGAUGAGUAUUUCCGUUGCUACAUUCGCAUACGUCGGUAUCGAAGUCAUCGCGACAUGUGCACUGGAAGCGCGAUGGCCACGAGAAAGUACAGAUGGGCAUGUUAAAUCAGACACGGAACGCCCCAAUGGCAAUCUCAUUGGGAAGACCGUCAAGUUCUCCGCCAUAUUCAUUUCAGUUCUGGCUACAGCUGCAUAUACUCUGGGCGGCGUCCUCGGAACCUUAGACAUAGCACGAGACGACUCCAAGUUGCCUCGGCUGGGCUGGCUUGAAACCAAACAGAGUACCCAGAAUACUACGACUAACUCUUCCUUUGUUCUCAUCGCAGCAGAAUCGAAGAUUCCACAUUUGGCAGAUAUUUUCAACGUGUUUCUUGUCUUCACGUGUCUGUCAUGUGCAGGUACAAAUCUUUACAUCGCCUCGAGAACGUUAUUUGGCCUCGCUAGUCGCUUAGAGGGAGGAAGCAAAGGGAAAAGGGGAUCCUUCCUUCGCAUCCUAGCGUGGUUUGGAAAGACAAAUUCUCGCAACGUCCCUUUGCGCGCUAUGAUCCUCUCAGCAGUGGCGUUUGGGUGGGUUCCAUUCCUCCAGCUUAUUGGAGGUGGACAUUCUUCAGUGAAUACGUACGUCGACGUCCUAAGCGAGAUGGCUUCUCUCGCAGUUUUGAUAGUCUGGGCCUGCGAAUGUCUAGCAUUCAUCCGAUACUACAACUGCAUCUCCCGUUUUAGAAAUGAACUUGAGGAUGACGAGGUUGCUCAGGUCCGGCGCUGGAGCACAAAUGACUGGCAUGAUUAUCCAUAUCGUAGUCAUGGUCAACCAGUGCUCGCUUAUCUCGCCUUGGCUGGUUGUAUUUUUGUUUUGAUCAUCGCAAAUGGUGCUGCUUUGUGGAAGGGAUGGCACCUUCUGCCAUUCCUUUCUGCAUAUUUAACGAUUGCCGUGUUUUUGGGGCUUUGGGUGUUCUUGAAACUGGCCCGAGGGGCUAGCUGGUCUUGGGAGGAUCUUUCGUCAUAUGAGAAUGUGUCUGAAACAAUACAGUACUUGCAUGAAAUUCGGUUCAGUGCAACGCAGCCUACCUCAACCGCAUGA
This is a messenger RNA of Penicillium atrosanguineum, 1986 nucleotides long. RefSeq lists its product as uncharacterized. NCBI's taxonomy places the organism in Eukaryota, Fungi, Ascomycota, Eurotiomycetes, Eurotiales, Aspergillaceae. The record is from RefSeq and is a predicted model, not a curated record. Gene Ontology annotation, biological process: transmembrane transport. Gene Ontology annotation, cellular component: membrane. The coding region runs from base 1 to 1986 and encodes 661 amino acids. The transcript is spliced from 10 exons.